This is a messenger RNA of Aspergillus novofumigatus IBT 16806, 1522 nucleotides long. RefSeq names its product NAD(+) diphosphatase. The transcript is spliced from 4 exons. Gene Ontology annotation, molecular function: NADH pyrophosphatase activity. The record is from RefSeq and is a predicted model, not a curated record. Gene Ontology annotation, biological process: NADP+ catabolic process; NAD+ catabolic process. Lineage: Eukaryota; Fungi; Ascomycota; Eurotiomycetes; Eurotiales; Aspergillaceae. Bases 194 to 1324 code for a protein of 376 amino acids. Gene Ontology annotation, cellular component: cytosol.
UAGAAAGAGUGGCGCUAGUGCGAUGAUAUCAAGUUGCCAUUUGUACUCCAUCUUCCUCGAUCAUUCUCACGCCUCAGAAAAACGAUUUGUUAAUAUUCGUCGAGGAUUGCAGAGACAGCGGAAUUGCUCGCAGCGACAGCACCAUGUCCAACGGUCCCCAGAUCCCGCACCCGCCCAUAUACUGGCUGACUCAAUGCUCUCGCGGCAUUUUGGAAGAGAAACGGUGAACUACUUUUCUAGUUCGCCUCUGAACCGUCUCUCAUUCUUGCGCUCUGAACAUACGUUCCUCUCAGCCGCCCUUAAGCAUCCGUCUACUCGCUUUGUUCUUUUGAAAGAUCUCGCGCCUCUCACCAAGAGUCCUUCUGAACUAUAUUACGCAAAGUAUGACGAAGUACGGAAGCUUGUGCCCGAGGACUCCUUCGACCAGUCGGAGGAGGAGAUGAUCAAGCAAUUUGACUCUCGAAAGACAAGUGCUCAGCUCAUCUUCCUGGGACUCGAUGAAACGCGGAAACAGGAUGGUCUGGCUUGGAAAAUCUACACUGGAGCUCCUUGUUUCGCUUUGGAUGUAACGCCGAAAGGUUCAGAGGAGCAGCAAGCCAACGCGAAGGAUAUCAUCAGCACUAUGGAGGCUAAGGGCCUCAGCUUCUACCAGUCGAGAGUGGUGAUGACUUUCUCGGCGGAUGAGGCUGCCAUAUAUGCGCAGGCCCGUGCGCUGAUUGACUGGAACACCCGGAAUACAUUCUGCGGCACCUGCGGUUAUCCUACGCUCUCCGUGAACUCGGGGACGAAACUGCAACACUCGCACCACGUUGUCAAAUCUUUCCUUCCCCGCACUGAUCCGACGAUCAUUGUCGCUGUCCUCUCGGCCGACGCUAAGCGGAUUCUCCUCGGCCGCUCCAAGCGCUUCCCUCCGAACUGGUACUCAACACUGGCUGGUUUUAUUGAGCCCGCAGAAUCGGUGGAGGACGCUGUUCGGAGAGAAGUGUGGGAGGAAGCUGGUGUCGCGCUUUCGCGUGUCGUAAUCCAUUCCUCUCAGCCAUGGCCGUACCCGGCCAAUCUUAUGAUCGGUGCGAUUGCUCAAGUCAGCGAUCCAGAGCAUGAGAAGAUUAGUCUGUUGCAUGACCCUGAGCUGGAGGAUGCAAAGUGGUUCGAAAUCGAGGAGGUGGAGGAAGCCUUGAAGAUUGGAACGAGUGCCUUGGGAGAGACGGCUGGUCCCGAGUACAAGGGUGGUUUGAGACUUCCUCCUCCUACCGCCAUAGCUCACCAGCUCAUAAGGGCAGCCAUCACGGGAGACUACAUCACGUCGAAAGAAUCAAAGAUGUAGUGGAUCUGGUGUCUCUUCCCAGGUUUACGAGUUCUUCACGGCCUCUUAGCAAUGCUGUAUAUAUCAGUGUUCUGUAUAGACCGUAAUACUUCCAUAGACCAUAGCAUACGAGGACAGAGCCAUAGACCGGGGGUUUUAAUGACAGAUACUUGGGAACAAAACUGGUUGAUAAUAAUACCUUACUUUCGGGCUAUGAUG